Messenger RNA from Paramecium octaurelia, 2418 nucleotides. NCBI's taxonomy places the organism in Eukaryota, Ciliophora, Oligohymenophorea, Peniculida, Parameciidae. The record is from the annotation of a GenBank genome assembly.
AUGAUUCAAAGAACACAAGGAAUAUAACUUAAAACUAACUUUCAUGAAAUUACUUUCCUUGCAGGAAGACCAAUCUAUGAGUAUGAGUUGGAGAUUAUGAACUCAACUCCAGAAUUAAUCCAAGAAGCUUUUAGAUAAUAUAGACCAAAAAUUUUAGAAUUGUUAACGAAAUAUAUGAGUAUUGAUAAUAAAAUCUACUCGCCCAAAAUAAUAGAUGGAAUUGAAAAAGCAAGAUCUAAACCUUUGGGAACAUUACAAAAUCAGGAAGAAGCUGAGUAAAUAGUAUCAAUCAAGCUUAUUAAUCGAUUAAGUGAGAAUCACAUAAGCAAGAACUAAAUAAUUGCUAGAUUAAUAAAGCAAGUAAUGAGAAAUCAAUAAGAAAUGGUUUCUAUUGGAAAAAGUGGGAGUAAAUUAUUCUGGUAUUAAAAGAGUAUUAGCUAAGAAUAAAGCAAAUUAGAAGUAUAUUAUUGUAUAUAGUUGUAGAUUUGGCCUGGAGUCGAAUGCAUUUAUUAACCAAGUGCCUUCUAAAAUUUUAAGCCUAAACUAGUAAUCGAUUGUGCAUUUAAAAUUCUAAGAAAUAAAACUGUUUUAGAGGAAUUAAAUUCAGGCCAAAACAAAAUUGGAAUUAAUUUCGAUAAAAUUAUUGGUUAGAUUGUGAUGACAACCUAUAAUAAAAAGUUUUAUGAAAUUUCUGGUGUAGAAUUAACAAUGACUCCAAAAUCGACAUUUCAAAAUUAAAAUGGUGAAGCUAUCACUUUUGAGAGUUAUUUUACUGCAAAGUAUAAUGUAAAAUAAAUCGAAAAAUAACCUUUAUUAAAAGCAAUUGUGAAAGGAAAAAAGGAUGAAAGUCAAAAGGAGAUAUAUUUAAUUCCUUCUCUUUGUUAAAUGACUGGGUUGACUGCUGAAAUGAGAAGUGUAAUUUGAUCUUAUAAUUUUUAGGACUUCCAUUAAAUGAAAAGAAUAUCAGAAAUAACAAAACCAUCAGCUGAAGCUAGGAUGAGAACUGCAUAAGAGUUUAUUGAAUAACUUUAAACCUUAAACAAAUAUAAUAAAAAGGAAGCAUUAAAAGAAUGGGGAUUAGAGAUUUAAAAAGACUGCAUUUAGAUCUAAGCUCAAAAACUUGACCCUGGACAUAUGUUGAUGGGCAAAGAUUUAAAAUUAAAUUUAGGAGAUAACAGAACGAAUUUGGACAGACAAACACAAACUUAAAUGUUUUAAACCCCUCCAUAAAAAUUGAUUCUAGGAAUUCUUUACAACAAUACAAAUUAUGCCAAAUAAUAGCUCAAUUCAUUUUUAUAACAUUUUGGUUAGGCUUGUGUGGAAUUUCAAUUUACUUCCUUUUAUUAGCCAAAAGUCAGAGAGAUGCGAGAAGAAACCGAAUUGGAAUUGGACCGAUAAUUAAGAGAUCUUAAGAUUGAGGCUGAUUAAAAUUAAUCACGAGUUAACUUUUUAAUAUUUUUGCUAUCAGGUUAAAAGAAAAAGGCAAAGUUGUAUAAGGCUUGUAAAAGAAUCUCUAUGGCUAAUUUUGGUUGUGCAUCCUAAGUAAUCUUAGAAAAAACCCUAUAGAGCAAUACAAGAUCAAUUGUAAAUAAGAUUUUAAUUUAAUUAAAUGCAAAGAUUGGAGGAACUCCAUGGGCAUUGGAUGGCAUACCUGAUAUAUUUACAAAUUAACCUACAAUGAUUUGUGGAGUUGAUAUUUUUUCAAAGGCUGGAAGGAAAAGUCAAUUAGCCUUUUGCAGCACCAUUAAUAGAUAUUUUAGUAGGUAUUACUCUUAAGUAAUCACAUCUGGAGAGUUUUGUUCACACUUGUAAUAGUGCUUGAAGGCUGCCUUACUUGCAUUCAGAUAGGAAUUAUCAGUUUUUCCUAAAAAUGUGAUUAUAUAUAGGGAUGGAGUAGGGGACGGCUAAUAAGUAGCUGUAUUAGGAACGGAGUUACCACAAUAUAAGCAAGCUUUAUAAGAGUUAGAAUUAAAAGAUGUGUCACUUACACUUGUAAUAUGUAACAAAAGAGUUUCUGCAAAAUUUUAUACAGGAGGUUAAGGUAGACCAGAAAAUCCACCUCCAGGAACUGUGAUAGAUAAUAAAAUUAUUACGAAUGAAGAUGCCAUAAAGUUUUAUUUAAUAUCUCAAUAAAGUAGAUAAGGAACUGUAACCCCAACUCUUUAUAAAGUUCUUUAUUCAGAUUUGCAGGGUAUUAAUAUUAAUUUUAAUCUAGGUAUUGAGUAAAAUAUUAAAAUUCUGACUUUCAAAUUGUGCUGGCUGUUUUAUAACUUUACCGGAUCAAUCAAAAUACCAGCACCAGUUCGUUAUGCACAUUGUCUCUGUAAUUUUAUUGGAGAUAAUUAUGAUGAUAAGGAUUAAAUUAAAUUCCUUCCACAAUCAGAUUUAAUACAUCAAAAAGUGCUAUUUUAUAUUUGA